GCCUCUUAUCUGAAAAGCGCGAGAUAAUUGAGGGCGAUGGUGGCGAAGGACUCAACAAUCCAAACGGUCUUGGAUGGCCUUCACCUCACGCAGGCAACAUAGGGACAAUGUGGACGUUUGAUUCGAAUUGCAAUGCGCUAUUAAAACUAAUUUUUCGUGGCUGGCAUCGGCGUGAGGAUUUCACGGGUUUCGGCGGCACUUCUUCAGCUCUUGGAUUCACUUUCAUCGACUCCAUCUCCCACUUCAGCUCCUCACUUUGUAUUGGGGACGCCCAGAUCCCUGUGGGCGUUGCAGUUGACAUUGCGUCACGCAGACCAGAAAUUUGCCAACAGAAACGGUAUCAGCAGGCAGAUAUCAUUGCUCGACAGGAAUUGGUAGCAGCAAACCUACCAAUAUUGACCCUGAUGGCAAUUGCAAGUUGUCACAUUGAUGCUAAUGGAAACUUAGUGUAUCGGCCCCUCCCAGAAGCCUUUGUGUUUGGUGUGGCUGUUUUAAUGGAAGAAGUAAUGGUCGAAUUACUGACCCCACACUUCGACGAGAAGUCAAAGAGCUGGAAGAUAUAUUGCUCUUCUUGUCAUUCUGCUGCCUUGGGCGACCUGACGUUGGCUCGUGCACGACCGCAUUUUCUUUUCGUAAAAUUCCUCAACUUGAUGUCUGGGAUCCAUAUACACCAUCAAAAUGUAGCGCGGGCUCUGGCCGGACAUAAGUGGGACGAAGAUGUGUUGGCAGUGUUUUCUAAGCCAUCUGGCGACUAGUACUAGUUACACAAUUGACAGGAUGAAUCAAAAUGUUGACCUGACCCUUGACAAUUGAUG
Messenger RNA from Cantharellus anzutake, 815 nucleotides. RefSeq lists its product as uncharacterized. NCBI's taxonomy places the organism in Eukaryota, Fungi, Basidiomycota, Agaricomycetes, Cantharellales, Hydnaceae. The coding region runs from base 108 to 755 and encodes 215 amino acids. The record is from RefSeq and is a predicted model, not a curated record. The transcript is spliced from 3 exons.